Dichomitus squalens LYAD-421 SS1 is the source of this 627-nucleotide messenger RNA. RefSeq names its product 60S ribosomal protein L13. The record is from RefSeq and is a predicted model, not a curated record. Gene Ontology annotation, cellular component: cytosolic large ribosomal subunit; ribosome. Lineage: Eukaryota; Fungi; Basidiomycota; Agaricomycetes; Polyporales; Polyporaceae. Gene Ontology annotation, molecular function: structural constituent of ribosome; RNA binding. Gene Ontology annotation, biological process: translation. The transcript has 4 exons. Bases 1 to 627 code for a protein of 208 amino acids.
AUGGGUUUCCGCUACAACAACGUCCUUCACGCCAACCACUUCCGCAAGGACUGGCAGAGCCGUGUCCGUACCUGGUUCGACCAACCCGGUCGCAAGCUUCGUCGCCGCCAGGCCCGCAAGGCGAAGGCCGCCAAGCUCGGCGUUCGCCCCCUCACCCUCCUCCGCCCCGCCGUUCGCGCACAGACCGUGCGCUACAACAGGAAGGUCCGCGAGGGUCGUGGGUUCACCCUGGCCGAGCUCAAGGAGGCUGGUAUUGGCAAGAAGGAGGCUCGUGGUAUCGGCAUUGUUGUCGACCACCGGAGGCGAAACCUGAGCGAGGAGGGCAAGGCUGUCAAUGUUGAGCGCCUGAAGGCGUACAAGGCCCGCCUCAUUGUCUUCCCCCGCAACGCCAAGAAGCCCAAGCAGGGCGACUCCACCGGCGAGGAUCUUACUGCUCCCAUCUCUCGCACCUCCAUUCCCCUCCCUCCCCCCUUCGUUCCCGAGGCUCCCCGCAAGAUUACCGAAGAGGAGCGCGAGUUCCAGGCUUAUCGCACCCUCCGCAACGAGCGUGCCGCCGCCCGCAACGAGGGCAAGCGCAAGAUCCGGGAAGCGAAGAAGGCGGAGGAGGAGGCGAACAAGAAGAAGUAA